AAUUUUCGACGAAUUAGCGCCUCCUAUCGUUCGUUUUUAGUAGUGUUAAGAGCAAAUGCGUUGUUUUUAAUCGAAAUCAUCAUUAAAUAAAAGGAGUUAACAAAUAUAUUAUUGAUUAAAAUAGAUAUGUAUGUUGGCGUCUACUUAAUUUUCGUCAUCAGUAUUUUACAAUGUAAUGGCAAAGAAUUAUUUACAAAUGAUAAGCCGCUUCAUCCUUUACUAAAGGAUAAUAUCUACAUUGGAGCACAUCAGUUUAUUAGAAAUCUGGAAAAUAGUUUGCAAGAUAUUGAAAAUCAUAAAUCUUUAAAGAAUGCACUAUCAUUUUUAAAAGCUGAUGAUUAUCAAAAGCAGGCUGAAAACACUCUUAAAAGUAUAAAAAAUAAAAAUCUAAAUAACACAUGUCUUCUUGAUCUCAAAAAUAUCGGUUUAAGUGCUUCAAAACGACAAAAAUGGGCUAUUGAAGUUUUCGAUUCGUGGGCUAAACUUCCACCUGGAAUUCUUCAAGGACACAUUAUAGUUAAAGGUAGCUUUCCACAAUGUAAAGGCGUUAAUGUUCCACGAACGAAUCUGACAAACUUUGAUGUUAACUAUUUCACAAUUGGGUUUGCCAAAAAAUCGAAGAGUUCUUUACCUUUUCUAGCACCAGUUAUUGGAAUAUGCCUACCUGAUACAUGCACAAACAUCGAAGUAUUCAAUUACGUAAAUUUUCUCUUACCAUUCAACUCAUCAUAUCAUGUUGGUAGUGUCACCAAAGCAGAAAUCCCACCGUUAGAUAAUGGAGCCAAAGCAACUAUAGCUAUAUUUGCAAUCUUAGGUUUUCUGGUAUUGAUUGCAACAAUUUAUGAUUUUUUUGGAGCAUAUUUUCAAAGUAAGAAAACCGAAGAUACAGAACAUCUCAUUGCAGAAGAUACCACCUCAAUUAAUGAUUUUCCGGAAAUCAAUAAUACAAAUUCUAAUUUCCGGGUGUAUUUUUCACAAAACAAAUUAGGAAUUGUUCAGGAUUCGAUUUUAUCUUUUUCGCUUAUAAAAAAUUUACGGUCUUUGUUGGUAAGUGACGCACAAUCUGAUGUCGCUUGUCUACACGGAAUACGAUUUAUUAGUUUAUCAUGGGUAGUUUUGGGGCAUACGUUUUUGUUUGUCUUAAGUGCGAUUGGAAAUCCUAUUUUUCUUUUAACUCUUUUCAAAAGAUGGUCAUUCCAACCUAUUGCAAAUGCAACACCGUCAGUAGAUACAUUUUUUAUGAUGAGUGGAACCUUGGUCGCUUACUUAACAUUAAAAGAAUUAAAGAAAGGUGGAGUUAAUUGGUUUUAUUAUUAUUUUCACAGAUUUUGGAGACUGACGCCAAUGUACAUGCUUCUAUUGGCUGCAAUGACAACUCUCUCACGUUAUUGGGCGACUGGUCCACUCUAUCCCAAUAACGUCGGCUUGGCUCCUAAAUGCUAUAGUAUGUGGUGGCAAAAUUUACUCUACUUGAAUAACAUAGCAUUUGGAAAAUGGGAAUCAUCAGCAAUGCAGUGUUUCGGGUGGGCUUGGUAUUUGGCCAACGACAUGCAAUUUUACAUUUUAAGUCCAAUUUUUAUUUAUCCUCUAUACAGAAAACCGAAAUUAGGAAUUGCCAUAAAUAUUUUUGUUUUAACAUCGAGUAUUAUUGUUUCAGCAGUGAUUUCGGGUCACUUUAAGUUUCCAAUGUCUAUGAUAUCAAUGGGUGGUUCAACAGAAUAUAUGAGACAACUUUACAUACCACCAUGGACUAGAAUUGGAGCUUAUAUAGUUGGAAUAUUAACGGGCUAUAUACUAUAUAAAUACGAUCUAAAAGUUAAAAUAAAUAGAUUUGUAGCUCUUUUGGGAUGGUGUACUGCAACUGCAGUAGCACUUGCCAUAUUUUACGGACCUAUUGAAGAAAACAGAGGAUUUAAACAACCUCUUAUUGCCUCAAUUUUGUAUAAUUCACUGAACAGACCCGCAUGGGCUUUAUGCGUAUCCUGGGUGCUUGUUUGUUGUGUCUCUGGCUAUGGAGGAAUAGUCAACUCAAUCUUGUCUUGGAAAGGCUGGACGGUACCAAGUAGAUUGACAUACGCCGCCUACCUAAGUCACCCAAUAAUAAUGACGACAUAUGCAGUAGCCCUUAAAAGCAAUUUAAUUGUCGACGACUCAGCAUUGGUGGCUUUCUUUCUUGCCUUCAUGACGGCAACUCUCCUAUUUUCCGUCAUUAUCAGCGCAACACUAGAAUCUCCUUUUCGACAAGUUGAAAAAGUUUUCCUCAAACAUAUUAAAAUGUAUAAAGAACAUAGAAAAAUGUUCAAUGAAUAA
Messenger RNA from Dimorphilus gyrociliatus, 2310 nucleotides. The record is from the annotation of a GenBank genome assembly. Lineage: Eukaryota; Metazoa; Annelida; Polychaeta; Dinophilidae.